AUGCCGACAAGUGCAUCUGAGUUAGUAGGCGAGCUUUGCAAAUUUAUCAUGUCUAUAGACCAUGCUGAAACUUUGGAGAAAGAAUGGAUUCGGAGCUAUGAGUCUCAACUGAUUAGUUUAAGCCUAAAAAAGAUACAGGAAAUAAUGGAUGUGCAAAAGCCUAUGGACAAGGAUUGUUUCAACAUGGGUGUGAGGAUGUUCGCUUGCGACGAGAUCAACUUGUUAAUGGACACCCAAUAUCACUACAUGGACCUUCAGUUCUGGUUGUUGUGUGACUUCGGACGACAUCCAAAAUAUAAAAGGAAGCUUGAUGUCCAGUUGUUGGCAAAAACAUUUGAUACGUGGCCUGGGAUGGUGUACAAUAUUUCACAGUGCAAGUUGAUUCUAUUACCGAUAUGUCAACAUGGGCAUUUCAUACUAUUUGCAUUCGACAUGGAGGCUAGAAGUGUAUCGGUAUUGGACCCACUGCCUAUACCGGAUUUUUUUAAAGGACAUGAACUCAUAUGCUUCUAUCUAUUGAGAACUCUCAAAAUUUCCAAUAAAUUGAAUCUAGCUUUAGAAGUAGCAAACCCCCCGUGGAAUGACGACAUAUGUUCGACUCGGGGUUUUUUUGUUAUUAACUUCAUGCGCGCGUGGAACGGUAAACAACUACAACCACCGAUUUGCACUGAUGUGCGCGAACUUAGAAAGAAGUUCUUGGUUGACCUGCUGAAAUAUAAUGGGAAUGAAUCAAAAGACAACAUCCCUGAAGUUGUACAAAAAUUAAUUAAACGCAUCAGAUAG
Molecule: messenger RNA, 783 nt
Organism: Phragmites australis (common reed)
Lineage: Eukaryota; Viridiplantae; Streptophyta; Magnoliopsida; Poales; Poaceae
Exons: 6
Coding region: 1-783 (260 amino acids)
Source: RefSeq, a predicted model, not a curated record